Molecule: messenger RNA, 1680 nt
Organism: Nematocida major
Lineage: Eukaryota; Fungi; Microsporidia
Product: xenotropic and polytropic retrovirus receptor 1
Exons: 1
Coding region: 1-1680 (559 amino acids)
Biological process (GO): phosphate ion transport; cellular response to phosphate starvation
Cellular component (GO): cytoplasm; Golgi apparatus; plasma membrane
Molecular function (GO): inositol hexakisphosphate binding
Source: RefSeq, a predicted model, not a curated record
AUGAAGUUUAGCAAAACUUUAAAAGAGAAGCAAGUACAAGAAUGGCGAGCAAAGUAUUUAAAUUAUGAAGCUUUAAAAGGAAGCAUCACACAGCCCGAGCAAGUCUUUAUGCACCAGCUGGGCAAGGAGAUAGAGAAAGUAGAGGUCUUCUACAAAGUGCUCGAAAGAGGCGUUCUCAGGGGGCUUGCAGAUCUGCUGGAGUUCUUCCCCGAGGAGGAGUUCCCGCACGCGUACGAGCUCGUGUACGCCAACUGGAAGCUUGCGAUGGCGAAGUCCGCGGGAGUCCGGCAGAAGAAGAUCCGGCACGAGAGACACGCGAAGAAAAUAACCAAGAAGGCGCAGGAAAACAAGAUACUCGAGUACUACGUGGCGCUGAACAAAGUCCUGCAGUACAAGAGAAUGAACAUGACAGGAUUUCGGAAGAUACUGAAGAAGUACGACAAGCUGAACGGAACGUUCACACAGGACAAAAAGAUGGAGGAAAUCCGGACCCGCACAGUCUUCAUGCAGCAAACGAUAGAGGAAAUCAUGGAGUUCACGCGGUACAUCCACAAAGAAAUAACCCCAGACAAGAAGAGAGACAGAGCAAAGCGAAUGGUUGUGGAUCUGACGCAGGAGGACGCAGAGGGAGACGGGAAGAGCUUCUCGGCAGGAAUGAUGUGUGCGGCAGGCAUGUCGCUUGUUUUUAUGUCGAUAAAUUCCGGCCAGUUUGCAUAUUACGGGAUGCUCUACGCAUUUGACGCACUUUUUAUCACAUUUGGAAUUCUUUUUUACAUUUGCAGAAAGAAUCUGGUGAACUACACGCUCAUCCUCGAGCUGAAUCUGAAGCCAAAGUUCAAAAUAUCCAGAUACUUCCUCAUGUGCACGGGCAUGUUUUUUGCACACGCAGCAGCUGGAUACGCCGAACUGCUCUGGCCCAUCACGUACGGAGCAACUUUUCUGCUCUGCAUCUCCCCCGUGUACUUCUUCAGGGAGAUCCGCAUAUACUUCAUCCGGUCCAUUUCCGAGAUCCUGGGGUGCAUGUUUUUCGGGAGAGUCCACUUCAAGCACUUUUUCAUCGCAGACCACCUUCUGAGCGUGCGCCCCGUGAUUAUUACGGCACUCACCGUGGGCCUGAAAGAGCCCCCAGGCCACAUCCUGGCAGGAGCGAUAAAUCAGGUUCCAGUUGCCGUCAGAAUCCUCCAGUGCCUCCGCAGAUACUUCGACAGAAAGAAUAGAAUGAUGUUCCCGCACCUGUAUAAUACACUGAAAUACAUGAUAUCUUUUCUUAGCGACACCCUGCUCCUUCUCUCAGACCUUGUAAAUCCCUGGGUAUGCGGGUCCGUGCUUGCAGCCUCGCAGGUUUGUGGCUUCUACUGGGACGUCUGCGUGGACUGGAUGCUUUGGAGAAGGCCAAAGGUCUAUAGCACGAAGCUGUACUGGAUGGCGUGCAUUUUCAAUGCAGCAGUGCGGAGUACCUCCCUCGCAUACUUCGUAGCGUCCACAGCAGCGCACAGAUUCAGCUUCAAGCAAAAAGUCGCUGCAAGAUUUGCCAUGUCCUGCAUGGAAAUGGCCAGGCGUAUUAUAUGGGCAGUUAUCCGAAUUGAGGUGGAGCACCUGAAUAACUGCAACCAGCUUAAAGCCAUCAGCGGCCCACUUAGUGAGCUGUUCUACCUGGAAGACGACGGGCAGAUGGAGUAG